AUGGAACUUAGACUGGUGAGCAAUCCUCUGCUGAGAUCUCGAAUGCCACCACUACUCUCUUUCCUCACACAUUCAACUCCUCCACUAUGGCGAUCGACCGCGGCUUCUCGACAGCUGCGACUGCUCAUGCCUAAGUCGCCAAGAUGUACAAGCUCGAAUUUUCAUACCACAACUCGUCGCCAGCGGGAUAAUGCAUCGUCCACGGCGGCCGACCUCGACUUUCUCGAAGAUAAGCCUCAGCCAAAGCCUGAGCAAAUUUCUCGGUCUCCAGCCUCGCAAAGAAGGCCUAUAGAUGACAUACUUGGGAGUCAGCUCGACAGCCUUCUGGAUUCGACUUUCCACACUCCUACUCCAGCCAAAAGAAAAUCCUCGGAACCAGCUGAUGAAUCCUCCGCCGCAAUGAUCGAAACCGCUUUCCAAAACUCCAACCGUACACGCGCCCCCGACAAACAUUAUCAAGAAAUAUUUCGAAAAAUGCAGUUUCCUCCUUCCCAGGAGCUGACAAGCGCGGGCACCCCCAGAAUUGUCUCCCGUGAUGCAAACCGAACUUUGGAGAAUACUCAGAAGACGCCUAAGCGGGCCACUCGCACAGUCCGAUCACGCCCAGCAAUUGGACGUACAAUCGAGGUGGUUCCUGAAAGAGGAGUGGAUUUCGGGCGUGCCUUGAGAGGUUUGGAAAUUUCUUGUGCCGUCAACAAGGUCAAGCAGGACUUGUCACGCCAACGAUUUCAUGAAAGACCGGGCUUGAAGAGGAAGAGAUUAAAGAGUGAGAGGUGGAGAAAGUUGUUUAAGGCGAGCUUUAGGGCUACAGUAAUGAGGGUGAGGGAGAUGAGGAGGAAAGGGUGGUAG
Molecule: messenger RNA, 849 nt
Organism: Letharia columbiana
Lineage: Eukaryota; Fungi; Ascomycota; Lecanoromycetes; Lecanorales; Parmeliaceae
Exons: 1
Coding region: 1-849 (282 amino acids)
Biological process (GO): mitochondrial translational initiation; translation
Cellular component (GO): mitochondrial small ribosomal subunit; ribosome
Molecular function (GO): structural constituent of ribosome
Source: RefSeq, a predicted model, not a curated record